AGUUAUUGAAUUCAACAGGUCAAUCAGCGAAUGGCGACAGGACAAUUUGACGUAACACUGUCGUCGUUGCCGCUUCAAAUAUUUGUGUACUUCAACGGCGGCUACCUGCCGUUGUUCUUUCUAAUCGAAUGUCUAGUUUUCAUGUACAAAGGCACUGUGUUGCCGUAUCCCGGCAGUAAUCUGGCCGCAGAGGUUGUUCUUCUCUUUCUUUAUGCAGCCGUCGAGGCUUGCAGGUUGUUCUUCGGUGCUAAAGGAAAUUUGACGCAGCGGAAGGUGCCGUUGUUGGUUGCGCUUGGAUUGUCUAUUCCGGUGCUGUUUGGGUAUCUGUUUUUUCUGUUGUGGCAGACUUAUGUGUUGAGAUUGGAGGUGAUUCUUGUUGGUAUUGGAAUGGUGCUGUUGGGAUUCCAGAUAUUGUUUAGUCUUGUUACGGUGUGGGCCUUUUUGAGGCAAGACAGUAUUCGGUGAGCUUGUCACUCUUACAUCAUAACUUACUGAUCUAUUUCUAUUGAACGUGCAUGAAUGAUGACACGUGUUUGAACAUCCUCAAUCAUGCAGUUUGGCCAGUACAAUUUAAGAACUCUACGUAACAACAUGAAGUCAGUUUUUCACGAUUAAAUGUUAGCCGUCCGACCGUUUAUUUACAAACUCUGUAUUUCCACAACGGCAAGCCGCACUGCAUUAAAUGCAGUCUUGUAGUGUAGUCGUAGUAUCGGUGCUGCCGUGUACAAAUGUGCUACUAUUGUUUUCAAUUGAGCCAACGUUGGCAUCUCAGCUAA
This is a messenger RNA of Corticium candelabrum, 776 nucleotides long. RefSeq names its product transmembrane protein 216-like. Lineage: Eukaryota; Metazoa; Porifera; Homoscleromorpha; Homosclerophorida; Plakinidae. The transcript has 7 exons. The record is from RefSeq and is a predicted model, not a curated record. Gene Ontology annotation, cellular component: ciliary transition zone. Bases 31 to 465 code for a protein of 144 amino acids. Gene Ontology annotation, biological process: non-motile cilium assembly.